AUGGAUCUGAAACAUUCCAACGUGCCGGAAGUGACGGUCGUGGCAGAUGCGUAUAUGCCCGGUAGCAAGUCGUCGGAUUUGAUCAAACCCCCGGCAACGAAUGGAUCGAAUGCGACACUCGAUAAACCAGCGCUGCCAGCAGGUGAGUUCCGGAUGUACAAACGGCGCUGGAUAGUGCUGACCAUCUUUGUGAUGUAUUCCGCCUCGAAUGCGCUGCAGUGGAUCCAGUACAGUAUCAUCGCAAAUAUCGUGCAGCGAUAUUACAACAUCACCAGCACCUGGGUCGACUGGACGUCGAUGAUUUUCAUGAUCCUGUACAUUCCGCUCAUCUUUCCGGCCAGCUGGAUUUUGGAUAAAUUGGGACUUCGAAUUGCUGCCAUCAGCGGUGUGCUUGGUACGUGCCUCGGUGCUUGGGUCAAGUGUUUCUCCGUCAGCCCGGAUCUGUUCUGGGUGGGUUUUGUGGGUCAGUCGAUUGUGGCUGCCUCACAGGUGUUUAUCCUGUCGCUUCCGGCGAAGGUAGCAGCCGUCUGGUUUGGACCGGAUCAGGUGUCAUCGGCUUGCAGCAUCGGUGUGUUCGGUAAUCAGCUCGGUAUAGCGGUCGGGUUCCUUGUCCCGCCGAUGCUAGUGGAAAACCAUGACGACAUCAGCCUCAUCGGUGAUGACCUACGGCUGAUGUUUUACAUUGUGGCCGGCGUCACAACCGUACUCGUCGUGCUGGUGCUGUUCUUCUUUAAGGCAGCGCCACCGACACCACCGUCCGCUGCACAGGAAGCCACGAAAACGCCCAACCCGCUGCAAUCGUCACCGUUCCUGCACUCGAUCAAGCGGCUCAUGCUCAACCGGAACUACGUGCUGCUGCUUAUCUCGUACGGCAUGAAUGUGGGAGUGUUCUAUGCUAUCUCCACGCUUCUUAAUCAGAUUGUUCUGACACAUUAUCCCGGACAUGAGGUUGAUGCUGGACGUAUCGGUGUGUGUAUUGUGUUUGCUGGUAUGCUUGGAUCCGUCGCCUGCGGUAUUGUGCUGGAUAAGACGCAUCGAUUUAAAGAAACCACACUGGCCGUGUACAUUUUUACCAUGAUUGGUAUGUGGAUCUACACCUUCACCCUUUCGGUUGGUCACAUUUCGGUGGUUUAUGUUACAUCCUCUCUGUUGGGCUUCUUCAUGACCGGUUACCUUCCGGUUGGGUUCGAGUUUGCGGCCGAGCUGACGUACCCGGAACCGGAAGGUACCUCGACCGGGCUGCUUAACGCAGCGGCCCAAGUCUUCGGUAUCACCUUCACCAUGCUCUACUCGGAGCUACUCAACACGCACGGUGACAUCGUGGCGAACGUAACGAUGGCUGUGAUGCUGCUGGUCGGUUCUGUCGUAACCGCCGUCAUACGGUCCGAUUUGAGGCGUCAGGCUGCUCAAAACCCCAACCCGUAA
This is a messenger RNA of Anopheles marshallii, 1425 nucleotides long. Its product is annotated as feline leukemia virus subgroup C receptor-related protein 2. Gene Ontology annotation, cellular component: membrane. Gene Ontology annotation, biological process: transmembrane transport; heme export. Gene Ontology annotation, molecular function: heme binding; heme transmembrane transporter activity. The coding region runs from base 1 to 1425 and encodes 474 amino acids. The transcript is spliced from 9 exons. NCBI's taxonomy places the organism in Eukaryota, Metazoa, Arthropoda, Insecta, Diptera, Culicidae. The record is from RefSeq and is a predicted model, not a curated record.